AUGACCAAUGAUCCUGUGAAUUACGUGCGCCAAGGAGCAUUAAUUUCCUCUGCAUUGAUAAUGAUUCAGCAAACUGAAAUCACCUGCCCCAAGGUUAGCCAGUUCCGUCAACUCUACUCCAAGGUGAUUAAUGACAAACAUGAUGAUGUGAUGGCAAGGUUCAGUGCCAUCCUGGCCCAGGGAGUUCUUGAUGCUGGAGGUCACAAUGUUACCAUUUCACUGCAGUCAGGUACUGGUCACACUCACAUGCCUUCUGUGGUUGGGGUCCUGGUCUUCACGCAGUUCUGGUUCGGUUUCCUCUCUCACACUGUUUCUUGCUUUUACUCCAACCGGUGUUAUUGGACUUAACAAGAAUCUUAAGAUGCCAAAAGUCCAGUAUCGAUCGAACUGUAAACCAUCAACAUUUGCUUAUCCUGCUCCAUUAUAAGUGACCAAGGAAAAAGAGAAGGAAAUGGUCUCCACUGCCGUCCUGUCUAUCACAGCCAAAGCCAAGAAGAAGGAGAAAGAGAAGGAGAAGAAAGAGGAGGAAAAGAUUGAUGAGUUGAUGAGACUGAGAAAAAGGAGGAGAAAAAGAAAGAGCCUGAGCCAAACUUCCAACUUCUAGAGAACCCAGCCCGUGUAAAGCCAGCUCAGCUCAAAGUACUCAGCAUGCCUGAAGGCACUAGAUACCAGCCUUUCAAACUUCUAUCUAUUGGUGGAAUUAUCAUUCUCCAAGACACCAGCGAGGAAGAGGAGCAACUGGUGGAACCUGUUGCUGCUCAUGGGCCAAAGAUUGAGGAGGAAGAGCAAGAACCAGAACCCCCUGAGCCUUUUGAAUAUAUUGAUGACUAG
This is a messenger RNA of Pelobates cultripes (western spadefoot toad), 831 nucleotides long. NCBI's taxonomy places the organism in Eukaryota, Metazoa, Chordata, Amphibia, Anura, Pelobatidae. The record is from the annotation of a GenBank genome assembly.